AUGCAAAUGGACGAACAACCUGACCUUGAUAGGAUCCUAGCCGCUUUACAUUUAAAUACAACAAGCAAAUUAGGUGAACUUAGUCAAGUAAAAGAACCCAAAGUCAGUCUUCCUAACAAAUUUGAUGGAAAUCGAUCAAAGUUUAGAGGUACCAAAGUAGGGUUUAUUGGAAGUCUGCUUUCUGAACCUGCCCUAGCAUGGUUUGUCCCACUUCUGAAAAAACAAUCACCAGUGCUUUCCAACUUUGAUAACUUUGUUCAAGAGUUUGAAUCCAUCUUCGGAGACCCUGAUAAGGUUAGAACAGCAGCCAACAAAAUUAGAAAACUUACCCAGGGAGAGGCAGCUUUAAUCGAUCAAUUUAGAACCGGACUCAGGGAUGAUAUAAAGGAUCUAUUGCUCACCAUGGAUGAUCCCACCUCUCUAAACGAUGCUAUCUCAAAGGCUGUUGAUGCAAUAAGGUUGAGAACACUUACUGUUAAGGAAAAGCGAAGGCGUCAAACGAACAAUCUUUGUCUAUAUUGCAGCGAGUCAGGGCACUUUGCCAGGAACUGUCCCAAGAAAAGCGGUGCCCUAUACAGAAUUAAUGCAACUGACACUAUAUCAGAGCAUGUUUCAGGAAAAGAGGAGCCCCAACUGCAAUAG
Messenger RNA from Cetraspora pellucida, 642 nucleotides. The record is from the annotation of a GenBank genome assembly. NCBI's taxonomy places the organism in Eukaryota, Fungi, Glomeromycota, Glomeromycetes, Diversisporales, Gigasporaceae.